UCUUCACUCGCCUCCGCGAUGCUGCGAAUCGCGACAUAUCUCGUUGCAAGCUCGUCGUCUACGGCCUCGCGUGGGACACGACACGAGAACCCUUAGUCUCUGCCUUCGAGUCAUACUGCGAGAUUGAGGACUGCAACGUCAUCUUCGACCGGGUCAUGAACAAGACCAAGGGCUACAGCUUUGUUCAGUGCGAGCAACGGAGACGAAGAGUGAGAAGUUGGGAAAUGCUGAAGGGGCUGUUGAGGAAUUGUCUAGGGUCUACGCAAGAAGGCGCGGUGGAGAAGUUGGGCGAGCUGCAUAUUGAAGGGGGGUUGGCAGUUGAGCAGAACAUGGUGUCACGAGGCAUAGUGACUACCGACAACAAUGGUGUUGGGGUGUUCUCCGGCGAGGCAGAAGGGUGGCUGACGAUCGGUCCAUUUAAAAUGCCACGGACGACUGAUCCGGUGACAGCCAAGGAGAGCAUCUUGUUGAGGAAGGGAGCGCCAUCAACGGUCCAUGUUGUCUGGGAAGCUGGUUUGACUCUUAGUCAAGGUUCUCAGAAAUUUUACAAUGGGUUGGUUGAUAAUGGAGGGCCCCUCAUGUAUUCUUACCAUCAUGAGGGGGUGGGUGCCUUGUCCAAGUAGGUCAUGAUGGUGGAAGGACAGCAUGUUUCUAGAAGUUUAGGGCUCAAUUUGUAUUCUCUUGUGGAGCCCAAUGGUAUAGACCCAAAGAUCUUAAAUAUUGAUGGGAAUUUGGGCAUGAAAGUUAUCUACAGAGGAUUGGUUGUUAUUGUUCUAAGAAACUUGAAGAUGACAAUUAUACCACGCACUGCUCAGGGGCAUGGUUGGCUAAGACCUGCAAUUGGUGUUCUUGAGCUUUCUCAAGCUAUUAUCCAGGCUGUUCCUCUCAGUGCAAGGAAGGCAGUUGGGGGAUCUAGCGAAGGCAUUGCACCUUUUCUGCAGCUGCCUCAUUUUAGUGAGGCUAUCAUGAAAAAGCUAGGUUGCAAGAAGGUGCGGACAUUUCAGGAGCUACAGGAUAUGACUCUUGAAGAAUGGUCUGAGUUGCUUAUUCAAGUAGCUGGUUUCCCUGUGGCUGAAGUGCAAGAUGUGGAGAAGGUUCUUGAAAUGAUGCCUGCCUUGACACUUGAAGUUACAUGCUAGACUGAAGGGGAGGAGGGCAUACAAGAGGGUGAUAUUGUCACAAUUCAUGCUUGGGUGACGCUGAAACAUUCCAAUGGCUUGAUUAGUGCCCUCCCUCAUGCCCCUUACUAACCAUUUUCCAAGGAAGAAAGUUUUUGGUUUCUGCUUGCAGACCCCAACUCAAAUAAUGUCUGGUUUUCCCAGAAGUUUGGGUUCAUGGACGAAACUACAGCUAUAAUUGCUUCUUCGAAAGCAAUAGAGGUGCUCAUGCAAUGGAAGGGGUUACCUCCAUUGGAAGCUACUUGGGAGCCUUACCUUUUGAUCUAGCAAUAAUUUCCUACUUUUCACCUUGAGGACAAGGUGAAAGUGCGGGAGGGGAGUAAUGAUAGGCCACCAGUGUACCAGGCCUACCAAAGACGCCACAAACACAGCAACAUGCAUGAAGGUUAGAAUAGGGAAUUAAUUCAUGCAGGUUGUUACAACCAGCAUGUGCGCAUGAGGGGUAGUUUUGUAAUCCACAUGCUGAGGGGACUAUCUGCAUGUGCAAGGGAAUUCGGUUAGAAAAGGGGGGAGAGGAGAGGUAUAAAUAGCUGAGAAGAAGAGGGAGAGGGUGGUUGGUUUUUGAUAGAAGAAUUGGGAGAGUAAGGGCCUCUUGAAUGCCUUAGAUUG
Messenger RNA from Diospyros lotus (date-plum), 1787 nucleotides. RefSeq names its product dnaJ protein ERDJ2A-like. The coding region runs from base 627 to 1139 and encodes 170 amino acids. NCBI's taxonomy places the organism in Eukaryota, Viridiplantae, Streptophyta, Magnoliopsida, Ericales, Ebenaceae. Gene Ontology annotation, cellular component: Sec62/Sec63 complex. Gene Ontology annotation, molecular function: RNA binding; transmembrane protein transporter activity. The transcript has a single exon. The record is from RefSeq and is a predicted model, not a curated record. Gene Ontology annotation, biological process: SRP-dependent cotranslational protein targeting to membrane; post-translational protein targeting to endoplasmic reticulum membrane.